AUGGCGACUUUGUCAUUGACGCUGCUUUCCUUCCUCUGUGCACCUGCCAUAAGAGCUUGUGCCGAAGAUACAUGCGGCGACUUUCUUCAAUUGGAUCUGGCUGUUGGUCGCAGUAGCCUUGCUGCCGAGAAGAUGCCCCAGACACAGUCGGCUUCGCAUCCCUGGCCGCACGCUCGUGGGAAGGUUCCAGGGCAGUUCGGUACCACCGACGUUGUCUUGGCCUUGCCAAACGGCCCGGCAAACUGGACAUGGCACAAUCCGAGCGGCCAGUGGGAAGACAUGGUGGCAGGGGGCCCGGUCAUCGAUGUUGAUAAAAAUCUCUACCUCAUGACGAUGUGGGGAUUGUGGAAGUUCUCGCCUUCAGGUGAGUUGCUUUGGUUCUACUCUACACCAGGUCGCUCAGAUAAUGAGCCCUUCCUGAGUGGCGAUAGACUCUUUGGGUCCACCACAACCGGCUACGUCUUCGCUGUCGACAGGCACACUGGUCAUGAAAUCUGGUCGAAGAGGGUGGCGGAACGAGCAGGUGGGGAUGCAGCUUAUCCCGGUGCCAUCGACGGAGUCUUCGUUGUCGCCUCCUCAAAGUGGGCGGGCUCCCCGGAGCAAUUUCCCGGAGGGAACACCAAGAUUUUUGGAAUGAGUACGGAGACUGGAGAUCAACUUUGGGAGUACCAGUCCGACUCAAUGCUCUGGAAUCUUACGCCACUCUUUCCGGAGGACGACACCUUCGUCUUUAUGUCUGCCGACGGCAACGUUUAUCGCCUGGGCUUGAAGAAUGGAACAGUGAUCUACAAGACCGACGUGAACAUGCCCCACAGCUUUUCGGACGGCGGGGCGGUGAUUGGUCCCAACAACAUCAUCUACACCUGCAGCAACUUCGGCACUGGCAAGCCUUCGACACCCGGCGUGGUGAGAGCCUUUGGGCUCCAAUUGGGAAACCUAAUCUGGGAGCACGUGCUCUCGGAACCCUGCUGCACCUUCCCAGCAGUGGGACAUGUGAAGGGUUCAGAUGCUCUCGCAGUGGUGGUAACUCCUGGAGCCUUUCCUGGUAGCAUUCACGAGGAAGGCAGCGUGGUGGCUUUGAAUGCCGAGACUGGGGACAUGUUGUGGAAAUUCCAUGCGGCACCGUACAACUUGCCUUUUGCUGCCGGAGACGAUAAGCGCACUGUGCAUCUUGACAUCCACGGGCCCUCGCCACGCCUCAUUCGCCAGAUCUGCAUUCCGCCGCAUUGGAGUGCUCCUGCUAUCACCGGUGACGGCACCGUCUACGUCGGGCGGAUGGACGGAAACCUCUAUGUAGUGCAUGGCGCCCUGGCGGGAGACGAAGUGGGGGAGCUCACGAAGGACCCCGAGACCGGCGUCCACGCCCAAGUCUUGAAGGUUGGCAGUGCCCCGAUACACGGUGCGCUGGGCUUUGCCGACGGUCUCUUGGGUUAUGCUACCUGCGACUCACUUUAUGUAUGGCACGAGUGA
Messenger RNA from Symbiodinium sp. CCMP2592, 1470 nucleotides. The record is from the annotation of a GenBank genome assembly. NCBI's taxonomy places the organism in Eukaryota, Dinophyceae, Suessiales, Symbiodiniaceae.